UUCUUUUUAUUGCUGCAUUUGUGUUCUACAAGACAGCCUCUCCAAGAUUAACAUUUCUUAUGAUUGUUCCUGACAAUGGAUUCACUUCCAGAGGCCCUGCUAAGGAUAACCAAAAAAGGGCAUGGAGCGGGCUGGUUUUGGCAGCCUGCACGCAGUUUCAGAGCUUUUUAGGUCUUGGGUUUUCUGAUGAGUGAUUUCCUGAGCAUGCCUAGGGAAUGACAGGCAUCUCCACAGGCAGGCUGCAUCCACCUUGGCUGGGGUGUCGUCAUUGGCUGCCUAUUAGAAAAACGACAGGACAAUGCAUACCACCGCCUGCCGACUGUAAACAUAGGGGAUAUGUGUUCACUUAGCAUGGACUUCUGGGAGGGGCCAAGGAAGGGCGGUCUGGAGUUCUAUUGAAUAGAGCAGUGUGUAUUCGGCUGCCUGCCUGCCUUCUUGCUCUCUGGCUGUGCUCCUGCUUAAAGAAAUCAGUCCUUCCUUUCCGACUUAGUCCUCGGGAAGAAGUUUCAGCCUACGAGGUAUCAUUGGAACAUUUCAAGAUCAUCAAAUCAAAUUCCACAGGGAUUGGUGAUCUACCAGAAGGCUCAGACAUCUGAUUGCUGACCUGUCCAGACGUCAUCUGGUCUCCCUGAACCUGAAAUCACACCAUGGAUGAUUUUGAACGUCGCAGAGAACUUAGAAGGCAAAAGAGGGAGGAGAUGCGACUCGAAGCAGAAAGAAUCGCCUACCAGAGGAAUGACGAUGAUGAAGAAGAGGCAGCCCGGGAACGGCGCCGCCGAGCCCGACAGGAACGGCUGCGGCAGAAGCAGGAGGAAGAAUCCUUGGGACAGGGGACCGAUCAGGCGGAGGUGAAUGCCCAGAACAGUGUGCCUGACGAGGAGGCCAAGACAACCACCACAAACACUCAAGUGGAAGGGGAUGAUGAGGCCGCGUUCCUGGAGCGCCUGGCUCGGCGAGAGGAAAGACGCCAAAAACGCCUUCAAGAGGCUCUGGAGCGGCAGAAGGAGUUUGACCCAACAGUAACAGAUGCAAGUCUGUCGCUCCCAAGCAAAAGAAUGCAAAAUGACACAGCAGAAAACGAAACUGCCGAGAAGGAAGAAAAACGUGAAAGUCGCCAAGAAAGAUACGAGAUAGAGGAAACAGAAACAGUCACCAAGUCCUACCAGAAGAAUGAUUGGAGGGAUACUGAAGAAAACAAGAAAGAAGACAAGGAAAAGGAGGAGGAGGAAGAAGAGAAGCCAAAGCGAGGGAGCAUUGGAGAAAAUCAGGUAGAGGUGAUGGUGGAAGAGAAAACAACUGAAAGCCAGGAGGAAACAGUGGUAAUGUCAUUAAAAAAUGGGCAAAUCAGUUCUGAAGAGCCUAAACAAGAGGAGGAGAGGGAACAAGGUUCAGAUGAGAUUCCCCAUCAUGAAAAGAUGGAAGAGGAAGACAAGGAAAGAGCUGAGGCAGAGAGGGUAAGGUUGGAAGCGGAAGAAAGAGAAAGAAUUAAAGCCGAGCAAGACAAAAAGAUAGCAGAUGAACGAGCAAGAAUUGAAGCAGAAGAAAAAGCAGCUGCCCAAGAAAGAGAAAGGAGAGAGGCAGAGGAGAGGGAAAGGAUGAGGGAGGAAGAGAAAAGGGCAGCAGAGGAGAGGCAGAGGAUAAAGGAGGAAGAGAAAAGGGCAGCAGAGGAGAGGCAGAGGAUAAAAGAGGAAGAGAAAAGAGCAGCAGAGGAGAGGCAGAGGAUAAAGGAGGAAGAGAAAAGGGCAGCAGAGGAGAGGCAAAGGGCCAGGGCAGAGGAGGAAGAGAAGGCUAAGAUAGAAGAGCAGAAACGUAACAAGCAGCUAGAAGAGAAAAAACGUGCCAUGCAAGAGACAAAGAUAAAAGGGGAAAAGGUAGAACAGAAAAUAGAAGGGAAAUGGGUAAAUGAAAAGAAAGCGCAAGAAGAUAAACUUCAGACAGCUGUCCUAAAGAAACAGGGAGAAGAGAAGGGAGCUAAAGUGCAAGCUAAAAGGGAAAAGCUCCAAGAAGACAAGCCUACCUUCAAAAAAGAGGAGAUCAAAGAUGAAAAGAUUAAAAAGGACAAAGAACCCAAAGAAGAAGUUAAGAGCUUCAUGGAUCGAAAGAAGGGAUUUACAGAAGUUAAGUCGCAGAAUGGAGAAUUCAUGACCCAUAAACUUAAACAUACUGAGAAUACUUUCAGCCGCCCUGGAGGGAGGGCCAGUGUGGACACCAAGGAGGCUGAAGGCGCCCCCCAGGUGGAAGCCGGCAAAAGGCUGGAGGAGCUUCGUCGUCGUCGCGGGGAGACCGAGAGCGAAGAGUUUGAGAAGCUCAAACAGAAGCAGCAGGAGGCGGCUUUGGAGCUAGAGGAACUCAAGAAAAAGAGGGAAGAGAGAAGGAAGGUCCUGGAGGAGGAAGAGCAGAGGAGGAAGCAGGAGGAAGCCGAUCGAAAACUCAGAGAGGAGGAAGAGAAGAGGAGGCUAAAGGAAGAAAUUGAAAGGCGAAGAGCAGAAGCUGCUGAGAAACGCCAGAAGAUGCCAGAAGAUGGCUUGUCAGAUGACAAGAAACCAUUCAAGUGUUUCACUCCUAAAGGUUCAUCUCUCAAGAUAGAAGAGCGAGCAGAAUUUUUGAAUAAGUCUGUGCAGAAAAGCAGUGGUGUCAAAUCAACCCAUCAAGCAGCAGUAGUCUCCAAGAUUGACAGCAGACUGGAGCAGUAUACCAGUGCAAUUGAGGGAACAAAAAGCUCAAAACCUACAAAGCCGGCAGCCUCGGAUCUUCCUGUUCCUGCUGAAGGUGUACGCAAUAUCAAGAGUAUGUGGGAGAAAGGGAAUGUGUUUUCAUCCCCCACUGCAGCAGGCACACCAAAUAAGGAAACUGCUGGCUUGAAGGUAGGGGUUUCUAGCCGCAUCAAUGAGUGGCUAACUAAAACCCCAGAUGGAAACAAGUCACCUGCUCCCAAACCUUCUGACUUGAGACCAGGAGACGUAUCCAGCAAGCGGAACCUCUGGGAAAAGCAAUCUGUGGAUAAGGUCACUUCCCCCACUAAGGAGCCUGUUUCUAAAGAAACCCAUGCUGUGAAAUAGAGACUUUUCUACUGAUCAUCGUAACUCUGUGUCUGAACAGUGAUACCAACCACAUCUGAAGUCAACAGAAGAUCCAAGUUUAAAAUUGCCUGCGGAAUGUGUGCAGUAUCUAGAAAAAUGAACCGUAGUUUUUGUUUUUUUAAAUACAGAAGUCAUGUUGUUUCUGCACUUUAUAAUAAAGCAUGGAAGAAAUUAUCUUAGUAGGCAAUUGUAACACUUUUUGAAAGUAACCCAUUUCAGAUUUGAAAUACUGCAGUAAUGGUUGUCUUUUUUAAAAAAAAGGAAAUGUACUGUUAAGGUAUUACUUUUUUUCAUGCUGAUGAUUCAUAUCUAAAUUUCAUUAUUAUGUUAGCUGACAGUGGUACUGAUUUUUUAGGUUGGUUGUUUUGUGGAUUUCUUUAGUAGUGAUAGUAGCCUGAACCACAUUUUAGAUAACUCAUGUAUGUAUGUAUGUGCAUACACAUAUACAAACACACUAAUGGUAGAAUGCUUUUUUAUGUGCUAGACUAUUAUAUUUAGUAGUAUGUCAUUGUAACUAGCCAGUAUCACAGCUUUUGAAAAAUUAAAGAAUCACAUUAUAUUAAUAUUUCAUAUUUGCCAAUAGAAACAUGGCAGAUAGGUAUCAAUAUGUUUUCAAUGCCUGAUGACCUAUAAGAAGAAAGUAUUGAAAAGAGAGAUUAGAAGUGUCACAAGGAGUUGAAAUUUUCUAAAAGACAUAGUAUUUAGUUUAUAAUUAAAUGCAUUCUUGAAGUCCAGUGUGAAUUUUAUUAAUGCUAUCAUCUCGACCAAGCUCAAAGCCUACUUAUUAGAAACAAUGAAGUUCACAAUAGGUCAUAAGGUCUCUUCCUUUUCUAAAAUUGAAAGACAAGAAAUUUAGUGCCAAUAUUGUACAGAAUGAAAUUCCAUGAGUCUCACAAAGACUACCUUUGGUUAAAUGUCUGCAAGCAGAGAAGUAAAGUGAGCAAAAUCCAGUGUUGAGGAGUCAUGACAGUACUUUGAUCUUUAUAUACUCUGAAACAUUUCUUUAAAUUAAACUUUUCUACCUUUAUUUGUCAUUGGUACUUGUAGUAAGUUGACAAUGUGGUGAAAUUUCAAAAUUAUAUGUAACUUCUACUAGUUUUACUUUCUCCCCCAAGUCUUUUUUAACUCAUGAUUUUUACACACACAAUCCAGAUCUUAUUAUAGCCUCUAAGUCUUUAUUCUUCACAGUAGAUAAUGAAAGAGCCCUCCAGUGUCUUGGCAAAAAUGUUCUGGUAUAGCUGGAUACGUACAGUGGAGUUAUAUAAACUCACACCUCAGUGGACUUAACCAAAAUUGUGUUAGUCUCAACUCCUACCACACUGAGGAAGCCUCCCAAAUAACUAUUUUCUUAUCUGCAGUAUUCCUUCAGAAGAGCUAACCAGGGCAGGGCUGGCAUGAGAAGUGACCCGUGCGUUAUAAAGUCUGUCUUCCUCAGAAGUUUGUAAAGAGCAGUUGAAUAUUCUAGCUUUAGCAAACCUAGGCCAAAGGAAGGAAAGCCAUGAAGAAUGCAGAAGUCAAACACUCAUGUCAGAGUAGGCGCAAGUCUACAAUAAGCUAAAUCAGAAUUUACAAAUACAAACGUUCCAGGUAGCAUUGACUCCCAUCGUUGGAGUGAAAUGGAUCAAAGUUUGAAUUAAGGCCUAUGGUGAGGUAACAUUGCUUUGCUGUACUUUUGAACAAGAGCUUCUCCUGAUCACUGUUAUAUAUUUUUCUAGAAAAUCUAAAGUUCAGAAGAGAAUGUAUCACUGCUGACUUUUAUUCCAAUAUUUGGAUGGAGUUAAGUUUUAGGGUAGAAUUUUGUUCAGUUUGGAUUUAAUCUUUUGAAAAGUAAAUUCCUGGUUUACUGAUUUGACUAUAAUUCUCUGUUAUCUUUAUGAGGUAAAACUGCAAGCUGACUAGCAUGUUCUGUGAAUCUGCCAUUCCUAAAACUUUUAUAAACACUUCAUAUUUUUCACUGAUAAUUGAUCGCUCCAAUAAACAUAUAUUGUGAAAAUGCAUCCACAAUAAAUGGAAUUCCUUCCUGCAAAA
This is a messenger RNA of Chlorocebus sabaeus (green monkey), 5108 nucleotides long. The record is from RefSeq and is a predicted model, not a curated record. NCBI's taxonomy places the organism in Eukaryota, Metazoa, Chordata, Mammalia, Primates, Cercopithecidae.